Malus domestica (apple) is the source of this 1681-nucleotide messenger RNA. Its product is annotated as AT-hook motif nuclear-localized protein 1-like. Lineage: Eukaryota; Viridiplantae; Streptophyta; Magnoliopsida; Rosales; Rosaceae. Gene Ontology annotation, molecular function: minor groove of adenine-thymine-rich DNA binding. The record is from RefSeq and is a predicted model, not a curated record.
CUCUCAAAUAGAUAAACAGAGCCUGAUGGUAAUUUGGUUUGAGGAGAGAGACAGUGCAAGUCCAGACAAGAAAAUCUGAGAACAGCAGUUUUCAGACCUUUUCACCUCCAUUAAUGGAGGGAAGGAAGUUUGUAUAAACUCUCUCUCUCAUAUCACCACCUUCUACUACACUUCUGCCGCCUUUUCCAGAUCAACCCUUUUCUUCCAAUUAAGUUUCGACUCAAACCCCCAAAAGUUUCUUCAAUUCCUUCUCAAUCCUCAGUCUCUGUGUUCCUCCUCUGUUUCUGGUUAUGGAGGAAAAGGAGAGCACCUUUUCUGGGUCACCCGGCAACUCGGAGACCGAGUCACCCCCAGUGACUCAGAAGGUGAGUAUGCCCAUGGCAGCCAUGGCGGCCGUGGAUGCCACCGUGAGCUCGGAGGAGAAUUACAACAACACCCCUGUUUCGGAAACAACCCAAGCCACAGAAGUUGCAGCAGCAGCAAGUGUUGGGCGUGGUGAUUUGUCUGGGAAGAAGAAGAGAGGGAGGCCCAGAAAGUAUGAUGCAGAUGGGAAUUUGAGGCCGGGGUAUAAUAGUAAUAAUAAAAGCAAUAAGGGUGGCGCUGUCCCACCGCCUCCGCCGGGGUUUUAUCUUUCAUACCCCCUGUCGUCUGAGUUUUCAUCUUCUUCCAAAAGAGGAAGGGGGAAGCCUUCUGGAUCCGGCAACUGGCAGAUUCUUGCUUCUUUGGGAGGGUUGUUUGCAAACACAGCUGGUGGGGACUUCACACCACAUGUGGUUAAUGUUAGCACUGGGGAGGAUGUUGCAAGCAAAAUAUUUUCAAUUUCUCACAAGGGUCGAGGCGUUUGCGUUCUCUCAGCAAAUGGAGCUGUUUCUAAUGUUACCAUUCGCCAACCGGGUUCUUCUGGCGGCAUUCUCACAUAUGAGGGACGCUUUGAGUUACUGUCUUUAUCUGGGUCAUUUACCGUCACUGAGAUUGGUGGUGUAAGAAGUAGAACUGGUGGCUUGAGCGUCUCGUUGGCAGGCCCAGACGGUCGCGUAAUAGGUGGUGGCAUUGCCGGUGUGCUAACUGCUGCGAGCCCUAUCCAAAUUGUGGUUGGAAGCUUCAUGCCAAAUGGAUACAAGGCACAUAAGGUCAGGAAGCAUUAUCGUGAGAAUACAGUAGGUUCCCCAAUCUCAAGUGCUCCAGAUACAGUCACUGCAGCAACUCCCAUCUCUCAAGCACAACCUGAAACUGAAUCCAGACUGAAUGCAAUAUCCCCUUUACCGGCAAAUAGCCACGGAGGGGAAGCAAAUAAAAGCAUGAUCCAAAUGCACGGCACCAGUGUUAUAUCCACUAAUGCUGGUUGGAAUGGUGCGGAUCUCAAGUCAGAACACAGGCCAUCCCCAGACAUUAAUGUAUCCGUUCCUGGUGUAUCUGUAACUGGUGCUUAGAAUAAGGUGCGUAUCAUAUGUAUGCUGCAGUGUGACGAAGCUUCACCACAGACGUACUUAGAGGAAGACGCAGCAGGGCAUACAUCAAACUAAUCAAUUUUUUAUUAUUUAUUAUUGCUGUUGUAACAUGGAGAUUUUAGUGAGCGAUUGUAGGAAAAUUAAUAGACAUUUGCAACAUUUGUUUUAGCUUGACAUGCUUGCUUUAUAAGCAACAAUUAUUGAUUAAAUACUCUCUGAUGAUGGUUAUCACU